Messenger RNA from Anopheles maculipalpis, 681 nucleotides. RefSeq names its product ATP synthase subunit C lysine N-methyltransferase. Gene Ontology annotation, molecular function: protein-lysine N-methyltransferase activity. Lineage: Eukaryota; Metazoa; Arthropoda; Insecta; Diptera; Culicidae. The record is from RefSeq and is a predicted model, not a curated record. Gene Ontology annotation, biological process: regulation of mitochondrial ATP synthesis coupled proton transport; peptidyl-lysine trimethylation; positive regulation of proton-transporting ATP synthase activity, rotational mechanism. The transcript has 3 exons. Bases 22 to 681 code for a protein of 219 amino acids. Gene Ontology annotation, cellular component: mitochondrion.
CUACUGCACUGACAGUCAACCAUGUCAACAAUCGAGCUGGAAAAGCAAAGUUCCUCCGCCGGUCCGGUUUUUGAUGGCCAAAGCCGGCAAAAAGGCACCUCGUUGUCGGGGAAAAUUCUUAUCGGAGUAACCGGUGGUAUCGCGGUUGGUCUUUCCAUCGUCUGCUAUCCGUUCGUAGCUCCGGCACUACGACGCCACUGUUUACCAUUUGUUCCGGCCACCCCGAACCAAAUCCGUAAUGUGCUUUCUUUCGUAAAACCUUCGGCGGGCGGAAGCAGAUUGCUGGACAUCGGAUCCGGCGAUGGUCGAAUUGUGAUUGCGGCGGCACGUUCACUUCCUUCGGUCAAGGCGGACGGAGUGGAACUUAACCCGUGGCUCGUUUACUACUCACGACUGGCCGCGUUACGGAAUGGAGUGUUUAGUAGAACCAGUUUCUUCCGGAAAGAUCUGUGGAAGUUUAGUCUAGCCCCGUACGAUCAUAUCGUGAUAUUUGGCGUAGAGCAAAUGAUGGAGGAUUUGGAAAAGAAAAUCCUUUCAGAAGCAGCACCGGGCACUACUGUAAUUGCUUGCCGUUUUCCAUUUCCCUCGCUAAAGACGGUGGAUCGGAUAGAGGAGGGCAUUGAUUCGGUAUGGUUAUAUCGACCGGUUGCCAGCAACAAAGACCAAUCAAAGAGUAGCUAA